Stylonychia lemnae is the source of this 654-nucleotide messenger RNA. Lineage: Eukaryota; Ciliophora; Spirotrichea; Sporadotrichida; Oxytrichidae. The record is from the annotation of a GenBank genome assembly.
AUGCAUCAUUGCACUAAAGAUCAUAUAAUUCUUAGUAAAUGGCUUGUUGAAAAUGAAAAGUCAAGAUUACCAUGCUAUUCAACUCAUAACUUGGGUGCAGCAGGAGUGGUUUUUAGUCAAGAUAAGCAAAAAAUUUUGAUGAUAAAAGAAAAUCACACAUUGUUUAAAAAUAUGUGGAAAUUUCCAGGAGGAUUAGUAGAUUAGGGAGAAACCAUCGAAGAAGCUUCAGUAAGGGAAGUUUUUGAAGAAACUGGAAUUAAGAGUGAGUUUUAGGGAAUAUUAGGAAUCAGAGAGUAGCUAAAUUUUAGAUUCGGGUAGGGAGACCUUUAUUUCCCAUGUAUGAUGCUUGCUUAAAAUGAGAAAAUUUAGCGCUAAGAAAUCGAAUUGUUAGAUGCGCAAUGGAUUGAGAUUGUAAGAAUAUUUGUUCAAUAAUAAUAACAGGGUGAUUUGAGAGAUAAAUAGAUUUAUGCUAUGGCUAAUGAAGUCACCAAGCAUAUCUUGAAAAUUUAUGAUUAAGAUAGGGAAAAUGUAUAUGAAAGGCUAUUGCAAUUUACAUUAACAUCAAGAGAUGAAAUUCUGUUUAGUAAUUUAUAUUUUUUCAUUCAAAAUACUCUUUAGAUAAGACUCAGAGAUAUCAUCUUAAUAGAUCGUUGA